Messenger RNA from Talaromyces proteolyticus, 1724 nucleotides. RefSeq names its product UPF0052 domain protein. The transcript is spliced from 2 exons. Bases 113 to 1714 code for a protein of 533 amino acids. The record is from RefSeq and is a predicted model, not a curated record. Lineage: Eukaryota; Fungi; Ascomycota; Eurotiomycetes; Eurotiales; Trichocomaceae. Gene Ontology annotation, molecular function: LPPG:FO 2-phospho-L-lactate transferase activity.
CCUUCAACUCUUUAAUCUGUCUCUUCUACCUAUCUGGUUUAUUCGGUUAUAUAAUUGCUUACAAUCUUUAGAGGAUUCGUUCUCGCAACUUAUAGAUUCGUUUGUGAUAUAGAUGGCAGGAACUGCAGAUACAGACUCGGCAGAUACUGUGCCGAAUCGCGGUAUUGUGGUAUUAUCUGGCGGUAGCGCUGCCAAUAGCCUGGUGGAUGUUUUCAGUGCUGUGCGUGCGAGCAAGCAGUGCCUACUGAGCUACAUCAUCCCCAUAUCUGACAAUGGCGGCUCGUCCUCAGAGCUGAUACGCAUUUUUGGUGGCCCUGGAAUCGGCGAUGUCCGCAGUAGAUUGGUACGCCUGAUUCCAGAGUCGGCACCAAACUCGGAGCGAGCGGCUCUCAAAAGCCUCUUUAACCACCGACUAGACGCAGAUGCAGCAGCCGCUAGGAAUAGCUGGCAGUCUAUUGUCGAUGGCACAUCGCCGCUGUGGACUACCAUUACACCAGCGAAGAAAGAGCUCAUUCGGUCUGUUUUUAACCAUUUGAAUCUUGAGAUUUUGAAAAGAGCGCGGCUUCCAUCAACUACAUUUGACUUUAGUUCUGCAAGUGUCGGGAACUUGUUUCUAACCGGGGCACGGCUCUUUACAGGCAGCUUUGAAAGCGCCAUUUACCUGCUAGGAAGUAUAUGCGGAGUGCCCUCGGAUCUUGUGCGGGUGAUACCAGCUAUCAACUCCAAUUUCUCACAUCACAUCUCCGCAUCGCUCGACGACGGCACUGUCAUUGUCGGCCAGAACAGUAUUUCGCACCCAAGUGACAUCCCAGGCUCGCCACAGUCGGACAGAAGACCCAGUCUGCUUUUAGCAGAUGGGGAUGAUGAAGAGGAUGACGAUUUAUAUACCCAGUACCCGGUCGCUUACGACGAAGAUCAUCUUCCAGGAUCACUACCAAGUCUGAGACACAAGAAUAUCACAUUCAACAAAACCCACACUGAAGAUUUACCAAGUCGCAUAUCUCGUAUUUGGUACAUAAACCCGUACGGCCAGGAAAUCCGUCCACCUGCAAGCCCGAGAGUCAUAGAGGCCAUUAACGACAGUCAAGCCAUUAUAUACAGCAUUGGUUCAUUAUAUACAUCUAUAAUUCCUUCACUCGUCCUCCGUGGCGUCGGAAAAGCAAUCGCUAUGAGUCCCGCACGGCACAAAAUCCUGAUUCUAAACGGCUCGCUGGACCGGGAAACCGGCCCAUCAUCGUGUCCCUUCACGGCAGUCGAUUUCGUCGAAGCCAUUGUCCGGGCAGGGGAAGAAAGCCGUGGAAGGGGGUCACUAGGCGGACAACAACAGCAACGCCGUCAUACAGACACAGUCACAUCGACACUGUCAACCGUAGCUGCGUCUGCGAUACCAAACAUCGUCGAACCCCCGCCAGCAAGAAGAACCCUGCCUUAUACUUCGUAUAUCACGCAUAUCCUUUAUCUCGAGGGCCCAGAAACCCCCGUCGUAGAUCGCGAUAGACUCGCUGCCAUGGGCAUCGAAACGCUCCGUCUUUACGGGCGCAAGGUUGUGUUAGAGGACGGGAAGACGGCUGCUGGGAGUCGAUAUGACCCAAAUGCACUAAUACAGGCUCUGGAGGUUGUGUUAGGUAGGAAAGGGGAUGCAAUGAUACGAGGGGGGAUGGGUGGUGGGGUGAGUCGACGGAAUACUCUGGAAGGUGGUUGGAAGGAUCGGUAGUGAUUUGGCU